AUGCGUACAGGUCCCGGGUCAGCGACACGUUAUGCAACGUCAAUCCUGUCCAACGGACGCCAGACUUUCUUCUCUCCUCCAAACUUAGCAACCCAACAAUCGCCCAUCGUGGAGGCGGCAUCGGCCAGAUACGCGGCGCGGGACCGCUGGGUGCACGAAGGACCAGCUCCCCAAACCCCGCUGCAGCGCUACAUUCACAAUGCCUGCGACCCUCAGAACUUCGAGCCGAACCUUGCCCUGAAUCUCGAGAUAGCCGACCUGAUCAAUGCUAAGAAGGGAAAUGCUCCGCGCGAGGCCGCCGUGGCCAUUGUCCAGUACAUCAACCACCGCAACCCAAAUGUAUCCAUGCUCGCCCUGACCCUCCUCGACAUCUGCGUCAAGAACUGCGGUUAUGCUUUCCAACUCCAGGUCAGCACAAAGGACUUCCUGAACGAGCUCGUCCGUCGCUUCCCCGAACGCCCUCCUAUCCGCGUCACUCGUGUCCAAAGCCGCAUCCUCGAGCUUAUCGAAGAAUGGCGCUCCACCAUCUGCGUCACGUCAAAGUACAGGGAGGAUCUUGGCUUUAUCCGCGACAUGCAUCGCUUGCUGAGCUACAAGGGCUACACUUUCCCCGAAGUCAAGAAGGAGGAUGCCGCUGUGCUCAACCCGACAAACGACCUCCGAUCCGCAGAGGAGAUGGAAGAGGAGGAACGCGCUGCUCAGUCAGCGAAAUUGCAGGAGCUUAUCCGCAGGGGUACUCCUCACGAUUUGCAGGAAGCCAACAAGCUCAUGAAGAUUAUGGCUGGCUUCGACACUCGCCGCAAGACUGAUUACCGUGCAAAGGCUGCUGAGGAGGUUGGCAAGAUUCAGCAAAAGGCGAGAUUGCUGGAGGAAAUGCUCCAAGGUUACAAGCCAGGUGAUGAGAUCAAGGAGGGCGAUGUCUUCGAGGAACUCGCAAACGCAUUAGCCAGCGCGCACCCGAAAAUCCAAAAGAUGUGCGAGGAAGAAUCUGAGGACACCGAGGCUGUCGCAAAACUGUUUGAGAUCAAUGACAGCAUUCACAGGACGAGUGAAAGAUACAAGCUGAUCAAGAAGGGUGAUCUGGAAGGCGCUAACAGAAUCGCUGCUGGUACUCUGGGCAUCAGCGGUGCCGGUGUCAAGAGCGGUCCUAACAACGAGCUGUCAUUGAUUGACUUUGGCGGUCCCGAGGAGGAAGUCGCCCAGCCUGCUCAAUCCCAGCAGUCACAAGCAGCUCCCCAGUCUAAGGGUAAUGCUCUUGAGGACGACUUGCUUGGCCUAUCAAUGGGCGACUCUGCCUACGGCUCGGGUGGUGCCUUGACUUUGGGAUCCCCAAGCAACGGCCUUGCCGAUCUUGCUGGUCCUUCGAGCUCACAACCAACCCCAGCUCCUGCACUUACUGCUAUUCCUCCUCCUGCCCAGCCUCAAGCGGCCAAAGCAAACUACGACCCCUUCGGCAUGAUUUCCUCUCCUGCUCCCGCCUCAAAUGCCUUCAACCAACCUCAACAACAACAAAAAGCCGCCGACCCCUUCGCUGCUCUCUCCGGUAACUCGCGCACCGCAUCUCCUUUCCAAUUCCAGCAAUCCGUCAAGCCUUCACCACCGCCCGCAGCUCCGCAAUCAGCUGCAUCACUAUUGGGCGGUGACGACGAGUGGACGUUCUCCUCUGCUCUGCCUACCCAACCGCAGCAACCUCAGACCAACGUCGUUACUGUUAUCGACUCGAGCGUAAGAGCUGUUUUCCACAUCUCAAGACCGGCUGGUGCAAACGACUACCUGGCUAUUGAUGCCAGGAUAUCAAACAAGACCCCUCAACCCGUCAGCGACUUCACCCUGCAGCUGGCUGUAACAAAGGCAUUCUCCCUGCAAUUACAACCACAAUCUGGACGUAACCUUUCACCAAACCAGGCCGAUGGCAUUAAGCAAGCCAUCCGCUUACAAGGUGUAGCUCCUGGCAAGGGUAGUGCUGUCCGUAUGCGAUGGCGCGCCAGCUACACCAUUGCCGGCCAACCGCGGGAGGAGAGUGGUGAAGUCAGCAACCUGGGCGUGCUUUAG
Aureobasidium subglaciale EXF-2481 is the source of this 2052-nucleotide messenger RNA. RefSeq lists its product as uncharacterized. Gene Ontology annotation, biological process: Golgi to vacuole transport; Golgi to endosome transport; protein transport to vacuole involved in ubiquitin-dependent protein catabolic process via the multivesicular body sorting pathway. Lineage: Eukaryota; Fungi; Ascomycota; Dothideomycetes; Dothideales; Saccotheciaceae. Gene Ontology annotation, cellular component: trans-Golgi network. The record is from RefSeq and is a predicted model, not a curated record. The transcript is spliced from 5 exons. Gene Ontology annotation, molecular function: ubiquitin binding; phosphatidylinositol binding. The coding region runs from base 1 to 2052 and encodes 683 amino acids.